CCUCUUCGUCCAUCCCUCGCCCCUCCACUAUGAGAGAAGUCAUCAGCUUGAACGUCGGCCAAGCCGGUUGCCAGAUUGCCAACUCCUGCUGGGAGCUCUACUGCCUCGAGCACGGCAUCCAGCCCGACGGCUUCCUCACCGAGGAGCGCAAGGCCGAAGAUGACGACCAUGGCUUCAGCACUUUCUUCUCCGAGACCGGCCAGGGCAAGUACGUGCCCCGUACCAUCUACGCCGACUUGGAGCCCAAUGUCGUCGACGAGGUCCGCACCGGUACCUACCGCAGCCUCUUCCACCCGGAGCAGAUGAUCACCGGCAAGGAGGAUGCUUCCAACAACUACGCCCGUGGUCACUACACGGUUGGCAAGGAGCUCAUUGACCAGGUCCUUGACAAGGUCCGCCGCGUUGCCGACAACUGCUCUGGCCUGCAGGGCUUCCUUGUUUUCCACUCUUUCGGUGGUGGUACUGGUUCCGGUUUCGGUGCUCUGCUCAUGGAGCGCUUGUCCGUUGACUACGGCAAGAAGUGCAAGCUCGAGUUCUGCGUUUACCCUGCUCCUCAGGUUGCCACCGCUGUUGUUGAGCCCUACAACUCCAUCCUGACCACUCACACCACCCUUGAGCAUUCCGACUGCAGCUUCAUGGUCGACAACGAGGCCAUCUACGAUAUCUGCCGUCGCAACCUUGGAAUCGAGAGGCCCAACUAUGAGAACUUGAACCGCCUGAUCGCUCAAGUUGUCUCUUCCAUCACCGCUUCCCUUCGCUUUGACGGUUCCCUGAACGUCGAUCUCAACGAGUUCCAGACCAACUUGGUUCCUUACCCCCGUAUCCACUUCCCUCUCGUCGCCUACGCGCCUGUCGUCAGCGCCGCCAAGGCCGCCCAUGAGACCAACUCCGUCCAGGAGAUCAGCAUGUCCUGCUUUGAGCCCAACAACCAGAUGGUCAAGUGCGACCCUCGCAACGGCAAGUACAUGGCUACUUGCUUGUUGUACCGUGGCGAUGUUGUCCCCAAGGAUACCCACAGCGCCGUUGCUACGCUCAAGACGAAGCGCACCAUCCAGUUCGUCGACUGGUGCCCGACUGGUUUCAAGAUCGGUAUCUGCUACCAGCCGCCCCAGACGGUCCCCAACGGCGACCUUGCCAAGGUCAACAGGGCUGUCUGCAUGCUUUCCAACACCACCGCCAUCUCCGAGGCUUGGUCAGCACUGUCGCACAAGUUCGACCUUAUGUACUCCAAGCGCGCUUUCGUGCACUGGUAUGUCGGCGAGGGUAUGGAGGAAGGCGAGUUCAGCGAGGCCCGCGAGGAUCUUGCUGCCCUGGAGAGGGACUACGAGGAGGUUGCCGCGGAUUCGCUCGAGGGCGAGGAGGAGGCCGAUGCCGAGUACUAAGCCGCAGAGAUUGGAGUUGCAGCACGGUUGCUUUGGCGGGCAUAGAUUAUUCUAAACGCCCUGUAGUUGGGAGCCUUUUCAUGGUUGUACUUGCUUUUAAUUCAUCACCGGGAAUCCUGAAUCUUGCUUCAUCGUAUUGGAAUAAUUACCGCGCCCACUCUAACGCACCUUAUGCAAACACCAACUAAUCAACAGAUGUCCAUAGAUGCUGGCUGGAUUUGAUGUACAGCUUGCUAGCAUAAGCAGGU
This is a messenger RNA of Aplosporella prunicola CBS 121167, 1630 nucleotides long. RefSeq lists its product as uncharacterized. Gene Ontology annotation, molecular function: structural constituent of cytoskeleton; GTP binding. The record is from RefSeq and is a predicted model, not a curated record. Lineage: Eukaryota; Fungi; Ascomycota; Dothideomycetes; Botryosphaeriales; Aplosporellaceae. Gene Ontology annotation, cellular component: microtubule; spindle; cytoplasm. Bases 30 to 1382 code for a protein of 450 amino acids. The transcript is spliced from 7 exons. Gene Ontology annotation, biological process: nuclear division; mitotic cell cycle; nuclear migration by microtubule mediated pushing forces.